Messenger RNA from Oppia nitens, 1686 nucleotides. Its product is annotated as monocarboxylate transporter 7-like. Gene Ontology annotation, molecular function: monocarboxylic acid transmembrane transporter activity. The coding region runs from base 1 to 1686 and encodes 561 amino acids. Gene Ontology annotation, biological process: transmembrane transport. The transcript is spliced from 5 exons. The record is from RefSeq and is a predicted model, not a curated record. Lineage: Eukaryota; Metazoa; Arthropoda; Arachnida; Sarcoptiformes; Oppiidae.
AUGAAUCAGUUAGACAGUGAACAACGGGGGUCAUCAUCAACAAAACCGUUGGUGACACAUGUGACACCCGACCAUGGUUGGGCGUGGGUCAUAUCGAUAGCAUGUGCUGUGAUUAAUGGCAUAACAUUUGGUUUGGUCCGUUCCUAUGGUGUCCUAUUUUUUCAACUCCGAUCUACUUAUCAAUUGAGUCGGGAGUCGGCCAUCUGGCCCUUCUGUCUGUGCACUUCAUUCACUUAUCUAUCGGGACCAGUGGCCGGUAUAUUACUGAAUCGUUAUACUAUGAGAACCAUUGUAUUCAUCGGUGGUUUUAUAGCUGGAGUCGGUAUUAGUUUGUGUUAUUUUUCGACAACAAUUUUAGAGAUUACUUUAUUAAUUGGCAUUGUUCAGGGUUUCGGUAUUGGUCUAUCAUUUAUGCAGACACCAGUCAUAUUGGCCCAGUAUUUUCAAAAAUACAGAGCCACAGCUACUGCCAUUUCCUAUGCCGGCGGAACUAUUGGUUCAUUUAUAUUCCCGCCGGUACUCGACUACUUACUCGAUCAAUACGGUCUCAACGGUGCCUUCCUAUUGAUUGGCGGUAUUUUACUCAAUUCAUUACCGUUUGCCCUAUUGUUACGGCCGCCCACACCCAACGAAACCAAAGUCAACAAACUGUGGAAAGGAGUACACAAACAACUGUCCACAGCAUUAGGUGAUCAGCAAAAAGGCAAUAAAUUGAUAUCAAAUCAACAAGAGAUGAUUGCACUGAAAACGACACAAAAAUCUCUAAAUAAAUCACUGCUUUCCCGAUACACAACUGUCUGCCAAAAGACCAUUCAUACCACUGAUGACAUAAACGAUGCGCCGAUGAAAACAAUCGCUGCGACAUUGAUUAACAACUGCGAGGAUUUAGAAGAAGAUAUCUAUACUAUAAACCAUUUGACAGCUAUAUUAUCUGAUCCACAGAAUUGUGUUUGCGUUGAGAAAGAUAUAUAUUUUUAUAACGAAUGUAUCGACACUCUGGUCACUGAAAAGGGUGUCCAAACCGAUAACCAAUUGACUGAAUGGCAAAAAUUUUGGCAAAAUUUUGUAGCUGUCAUCAGUAAUCCAUUGUAUUUGAUACUCACUAUAACUCACGUAGCGUUUCAAUGGUGUUGGAUGACACACCAGAUGGUUAUCAUUGACUUUGCCAUUGAUCGGGAAAUGUCUAGUUUUAAAGCUGUUGUCUUAUUGAGUUCCUUCGCCAUCGCCGACCUAUUCGGACGACUGGCUUCUGGAUUAAUAGCUGAUCGUCGUUUGGUACGCAAACGAAACAUAGUGUCCGUCUGUAUCCUAUUGAUCGGUGCACUCAUAUUCAUGACACCGGUUGCCCACAACUUUGCGGUGUUGUUAUCAAUGACCACUUUUCUCGGGUUUGUAUGCGGCAGUAUUAUCGUACUGUUCAGUGUACUGACUAUGGAGUACGUAGGCCUCCAGCACUUGCCUAUAGCUCUGGGCAUAUCAUCACUUAUAGUAGGCCUGACCACACUGACACGUCCACUGAUUGUCGGUUAUUUUCGGGACACAUAUAACUCGUACGAUGGCCUGUUUCACUGUGUCGGCACUUUGGCUCUUUUGGCCGCACUUUUGUGGCUAUCGGAACCUUUCGCCCGACUAUGGGUUGACCGACAGUCCAAAUAUGGCACUGGAUUUAAAAUAAGCGUAAUUUAA